AUGGGUGAACUAGACGAAUUGGUAACUACUUUACUCGGUACCUUUACCAGUGGUAUAAGACUUCUCAGAGCUCGUCGCAAGAGACAGAAAAACAGCAGUGGAAAGAUUGAUCAUGAUAAAUGCGAAGAAACCCUUCUCAUAAGGUCAUUCAAACAAUCCAGAUCAGAUAUCCGAGAGGCAUACACAAGGGAAUCGAUCAAAUCUGGUCCCAAAUUCUCCGAAGGUGAUGCGAAAGCGCGCUCUUCAAUAUCCACCAUAUUAUCUCGAUUAAACAGUGCUUUCACCUCCGCGGUCGUAUUGUUCUCUCGCGGCAAAGUCAAGCCUGCCGAUCAAGAACUCUUCAUAAAACUCUCCAACAAAUCACGCGCCGAAACACUCAACGCCCUCGAUAAUCUCUCCAAGCGCAUAUCAAAAUCUUCCUCCUCAUCCCUCGUAUCCCGUGAUACCGCAACCCGAAGUAAACCCCAUCAUCGAAAACGACAUCAAACUCACCAUCCCCCUCCCCCCAUCCCCACCCAACCCACCGCUCUAGGACCAGCCACAAAAAAUGGCUGGAUCCGGCCCAAACCUACCAAAAAAGAACCGCCGAAAUCCAAGACGACCCAAACUGGGAAAUCAACGCUCAGGAAAUCAACACGUAAAAAGAAGCCCGCGUCUUCACAACCCUUCACGCGACGAGAAGACCAAGAAACACUCCCCAAACCCGCAGCGGAAAAUCGAAAAUCAGGCUUCUCGUUUGCGUCGGAUAGCACGAAACUCGGCGAAAUCCCCUCAUCCCGAAUCGCGAGACUGCUACCUGAUGCGGAUGCUUCAUCGCACGAUCACAAUCCUCGAUACUAUCCCAUCGCGGUCGCGUUUCCGUUGGCGCCAUAUCAGCCCGCGCCUCGAAAACGACGGUUUGGUGUGCGAAAACUUUGGAAAAGGAGAUUGGGUGGGGAUGGGGGCGGCUUUGGUGAUGGGAGUGGGGGUGAGUGGUAG
Messenger RNA from Botrytis byssoidea, 978 nucleotides. RefSeq lists its product as uncharacterized. The coding region runs from base 1 to 978 and encodes 325 amino acids. Lineage: Eukaryota; Fungi; Ascomycota; Leotiomycetes; Helotiales; Sclerotiniaceae. The transcript is spliced from 3 exons. The record is from RefSeq and is a predicted model, not a curated record.